UGACAGUCGUUGAAGUGCCCCUCGAUGUUCGCUUUUCAGACUUAUAUUAAAGCUUAUCCCGGACUAGAAAGUCAAAGUAGUGAAUAAAAACCACACGACCACUACUGUCUUCACCUCUAAUAUCAUCCCAAAGAACAGCAGCAACAUCAGCAUGACCAUGAGCGGCCUGAAACUUUUUUCCCUGCUUUUUCUGUGGCGUAGCCUGAAUGGCGCACUGCUUGCCACGAGUUUAUGGGGUUCCCCAACGUUACGUUCUCAACCGUAGUUACAUGAAUUUGUCAUGCAAAAGCACUAUCAUCAUCCACACGAUCUAGCUGCUUCGCAUGACAAAUUUGCGAAAGGCUAGACACCACCUAAAUCGGUGCGGAAUUUGCAGUGCUACAGGUGCAACCUCCCCGCUUUCACUUUUCCCAUUCUUGCAUCACAAAUCAAUGUAACGGUUGAGAAUGUAACAUUUGAGAACGCCAUAGAGUUUUGCGCCAGACGAGCAGUGGCAAAGCCUGGAGAUCGCGCACCGGUGGGUCUUCGGCGUCGGGCACUACACCUGGGAAUGGGACAAUUGCUACCAGCUGCGGAAUUGGGUGCACCCGCUGAUUUUUGUCGCCUAUUACAAGGCAGUACACCUGGUUUUCGGAGUACUCUCCUACGCAGCCGAGGUGGAGGACAUCUUCAACUUCGUUGCUUCCCACGUCGAAGGUGGCAACAAUUCUAACUACUCAGCGGGAGGAGUUCUCAUGAUGUUCCUCCGAGCCCCGUGGUCCUUCCUGACCAACGUGUACUACUUCUUUUUCAUGCUCCCAGCUGACACGUUAUGAGAGUGCAGGUGCACAGCUCCCCCUCGUUCUCAUUUCUCAUGCAAAAUCCACAAUUCCAGUUGCUCCCUUGCGUCACUAUUAUGCAUGGCACAUUUCGAAAGCCCAAACGCGGCUAUUACUCAAUAGAUACAUAAAUUUGUCAUGCACAGGCUUUAGGGUCGCUGGCGUGGUUUGUCUCGCUGUUCAUGCAAUAAGUAGGGGGGGGGGCUGUGCACUGUCAUACAAGCUGCGAAUGUUCCUACCCCGACGGUGGACCCACAUGUUAUUCGGCGGCGCGGUGGCGAGUUUGUCAUCAUCUUCGGGAGCUGCACCAGGCGGGGUUGCAGCUGCGACCACAACUCAGCCGUGGCUUCCGUACCUGGAGAAUUAUCUGAUCGCCUACGGGCCAAGGGUUUUGGUGCAGGCGGUGAUUGCUGCGCUCACGGAAUACUACCUGUACCGCUUCGCCCAGUACGUGUUCCAGAAAGACCUCUUCCGGUGCAACAUGGUUUUGGUGUGCUCCCUAGGCAUUGCAAAUAUGUCUGGGUCUGGAAGGAUGCAAUUUUUGUCAUGCUUGUAUGGCAUGACCAAAGAGUUUGUGAUGCGUGUCCAAGAAGAGACCCUUUGGCUUAGCAUGCAAAACGCUGUUUGUCAUGCGGAAAGCGCACCAGUAAGCAGCGCAAAUAUAUCUCAUGCUUGGCUUUGCAUUACAGGGACUACACUGUUCAUCACAACUCAGCAUUACAAGUUUCCAGACCCAGACAUAUUCGCAUUUGAUACUCCCUGCUCUCCUGGUUCAACUGGUUCGCGAUCACGAGGACCUACAGCAGUUGCCUGGAGCUCUUCCUCACGGUCGCCGGUGUGUACCAUUUUCAGGCCGAGUAUGGAAGUGUCAGGAUUGAAAUCGCGAUCGCCAAAGUUGAAAUAAUUUGUGAUGCAUAAAAUGCAUAGAGCGAAAUACGUGUGUUGCAGAGCAGGCAAGGGAGGCCGAUUGUAAGCCUGUUUGGGGUUAGGGCUCGAGCUGCUAAAGUAGCAUGAGAAAAUCAGCCAUCUUUGCCGAAACAGCAUGACAAACUGGAUUUAGGCAUCACCAAAAUUUGUCAUGCGCCACUUGGAAACUGGGUUCCAACUGGCAUCCAUUUUAUGCAUCACAAACUAUUUCAACUUUGACGAUUUCAAUUCUGACACUCCCAUACCGAAAAACAGGUCGGGCUCGCCGUUUUCCUCGGCGCUCUCGCCUGCGUGGUCCGCCCCACGGCCGCCCUCUUAUGCAUUGCAAACGUAUCUUCGUACUCGUAUAAAUGCAUUACAAAUUUCCUUAGCAUGAGAAAUAAAAUCUAUAAUGCGGAUUCGACUUAACAAGAAAACUUGUAAUGCAUGACUGCAAUACGAGUGCGAUACUUUUGCACAGGAUACCUCUUCUGGGGGACCUAUCUCGUCGUGGCAACGCUGUGUGGGGAGGAUAGAACUGAUGAUGAGGCUUCUGGUCCUGUUGCCGAAAGAAAUAGUAAAGCUUCGCCCUCGAAAAGUACGAAGGAAGUCGCGCUGGCGAAUGAAACGAAAAACAACACCACAACAACUCCCGAAGUAGGUACUAGUUCCACGGGGAGCGAUGCGUCCUCGAAAGGGCUCGUGAUGAAUGAGGUUGAGGACAAGGAUAAGGAACAGAUGAAAGUAGAUAAAGAUUUGAAACUCGAGCGGGCCGACUGCGGAACGAACAUCAUCCUGAAAUUUUCCAAGUACGCGAUUAUCACCACGAUGACCCACUCGGUGUUCGGCCUGUGCCUCGACUCUGCGUGCUACCGCUUGUUUCAUGAACACGGGGAUAAUCUUGAUCACGAUCAUAAAACUUCUGGCUCUUCGCAGCACCAACCCGUAAACACCCUGCUCAACUUCUUCGUAUUCAACCUGUUGAAGGACGGAGGGGCAGCGUACGGCACGCACAAUAUCUACUGGUAUUUUCUGGACGGGCUCGGUGGGUGCUUGACCACUUACCUGCCCCUGGCGCUGUACGGUUUCUUCAAGAUUUUUCCGGCACGAGGAGGCACUAGUGAAAUUGAAAUUAUUCCAGAAGAAAGCGCCGGCGCAACUACCUCUGCCACAGAGCUGCAAGACAAAGCAGAAGGCGAUGAAACCCUAAGUCGGGACAACGAGAACCAAUUUUUCCAGUCGAGCCACGAGCGGAACAUCAAACAUCAGCGCCACACGACCCCGACCGCGAAGAAACGCCUGCGCCCCGUCCUGUUCUCGUUUUUCGUUACGCUACUCGGGCUUUCCCUGGCGAGUCACAAGGAGCACCGGUUUCUCAUGCCGGUAACCUGGGUCUGCCACCUCCUCGCCGCGGAGGCGGGCGUCAGGAUGUGGAACAGCGGGCGGCAGUGCCGCACGGGUUUCUUCUUCGUGUUCCUCUUCCAAAUCGCCUGCGCUGUCUUUUUCGGCUUUCUGCACCAGCGCGGCGGGGACAAGGUGCUGCACUUUUUCCGCGACGAACUCUGGCGCAUGCACGCGGACGCGGCAAAGCUGUCGGCAAAGCGCAUCACUGAGUGUGACCAGGUCGGGCGUUCGCGAAACCGGAUAAAGGGCGAGAUUGUGAAGUGUGUGGAAGCGGAGUCGGGUCGUGCCGAUCAGGUUCUGAAGGAAAUAAGGGCGAAGGGGCAGCAGGACGGGGAGCAUCUUGUUGACAUGGUAAAGGAAAGAACAGCAUCGAGCACGAGUUCGGCUUCAGCACCAAGAACAUCAAAUGCGAACAACGAAAAUUCAACCGUCAACAUCUUCUUCGCGACCGACUGUCACGAAAUGCCGCUCUAUUCCUACUUGCACAGCCUCCCUCCCACCCCGGCGGCAAACUUUGCUUUUCUGGACUGCUCGCCAGCACCAGCGGAUAAUGCUUACAUCAACUCCUCGCCGGGCGGUCGCUCUGCUGCUCGCAAAGGCGUUGGCGGUCGUGUGCGCGACCAGCAGUUCAAGAAUUGGCGCGAUAGGUUCGUUGCCAACCCGGUUGCCGUUCUGGAAACUUUGUUCGAGAAACCGACCGAAGACACGACGACAGCAGAUGGUAUGGCGUUCUCAACUGUUGCAUUCUCAACUGUUACAUGAAUUUGUGAUGCAAGAAUGGCAAAACUGAAAGGGGGAAAGUUGCGCCUUUUGCGUGACAGAUUUGGGACGGAUUGCAGUGCUAUUUAGCGCGUACAGAGGUUGUCAUGCGAAAAAGGCUUGAUUGUGUAAAAAGUGAUAGCGGUUUUGUGUAACAGUUGACAUGUAACAGUUGAGAAUGUAACACUUGAGAACGCCAUAGAGGGUGGCACGACGACGUCGCAUGCAGACUGGCAGCCCGCGAGGAGUUUCUGCAGUGCAAAUCCCGCGAAAAAUACUCUGAUCACCGUGAACUCCGAAUGGCAGCCGCAUUAUUUUAGUACCGCGAGAACGACGAUGACAUCCUCUUCUUCUGGUGAAGCACAAAAGAAGUCUCCGCACAUCAGUAAAAACUUCUCUCCUAAGAAUUUCCCGUACAAGUCCCUCCCCCACUAUCUGGUUUUCACCAGCACUCUGUUUGACCACAGCGAGAAGCAGGAGACCGCUCUGCUCAAAUGGUUGCGCCUCCGCGGCUAUGCAUUGCAAAAGUAUCGCACUCAUGGUAAUUGCUGUGAUGCAUGACAAAUCCUCCAUCUUAGGUGAAUCAGCAUUACAAAUUCUAUUUUUCUUCUUGGAAAAACUUGUCAUGCUAUUCCUACUAGUACGGCUACUUUUGCUAUGCAUAGCGGCUACACCCUGCGCCGCAGCAUGUUUCACGCGCUAUUCCAAACCGAUUCGGUGUUCUUGGACGAACAGAAGGCGGCGCCGAGAAACUUACCCCCCGCCGCGCAGACGCAGGCUUUCGCCGGGGGUCGAAACGUGCUGUCCUACUACUAUCAAAUGCAAAUAUGUCUGUGUCUGGAAGAGUCAUGCUGUUUUUGCAUGACACAGAAGGUCUGGCAUGGAAGCUCUAGCGCCACAGCUUUCGAGAAGCUUCCGCAAUACCGAAUCCGCAUGACAAACCCCCCACUUUGGUGACAGAAAGUGGGCAGCUUUUGCUACCUAUGCAUGAGAUAUUUUUCUACGUUCUGAAAUGCGCAUCACAAGUUUGUAUUCUCGCAGACCCAGAUAUCGCGCUGAAAAAAACUAUCACUAUCACAAAAGCGCCGUUUUUCGACCCAAAAAUACGACUUUUUUUACAAAGAAGCAGCAUUAUUUUUUCAUUUUUUUUCUCGCCGGCAAGGUAAGACCUGAGUAGUGUUUUGAUUGAUUUGGAAUGAUGAAUGUCAGAAGGUAACUGGUGGCCACUUGUGAUGAUUUACCUAGCUAACAGGAAAGAUCUGGCAAGACGCUUGCAGGUUGAGACGCUUGCAGGUUGUGAGCACCGACAACCGAGCACCACCAUCACAAUCCCGGACAUUUUUGAGGACGGCGAGAGCUACCUCCCCAUUCGUUGCGGCCCAGUCAGCCAGCGCCAUGAGGGCGCGGAAGCGUGUCUCCACCAUGCUCGUUAACGACGAGUCUGGAAUUGGUGGGUUUGGUGGAUAAAGAGCGACUUCUCUAUGGCUCGUUUCUCAGACCUGCUCCCAGAUGGAUCUGGGGGCUCGAAGGCCAGGUCUGACAUCCGGAGCCCCCGGGGGCUAGGCCAAAGGCCACAACCUCCGGCAGAAAUUGGUGAUGGCGCAAGCACUAAUUUUUUUGGUGCUCACACUUUGAAAUCACAUUGAUUUUUCUUCUCCGGGGAGGUCAAAAAUGGCGCUUUUUUGUGUGUGAUAGUGUUUUUCAGCCACGGCGCUACGGCGAUUUUGGGUCCCUUUUUGACCCGGGCCGUAGCAUCGUGAUUUGCAUUUUUAAAAAGAGCUGAUUUUCGGUGUUUUCGCAGCAUUAGCUCGCGCUUAAAAACACUACCACACUACACUUUUGAGCGAUUUGUUAUAGAAAAAGUGUAAAAAGGUGUGAAGUUGGUAUUUUUUGAGUGCCGGAAAAAAGUGUGAUAGUGUUUUUCAAACACGGCGGUACGGCCCACAUAGGACCACCGCCAGAAAAAACACUAUCACAGCCAAAAUGAUCGAUUUUCCGGGUUUUUGAAUUUCUUGAAAAAAUUUGCGCGCGCAGUGUUGAAAACCAAAAAAAUCCGGGGAGGACUGGCUGUCGGCAGCCAGAUCCAAAAAGUGGUGUGAUAGUGUUUUUCAAACACGAGCUGAGACUGGCGAUCGAGCCUCACUUUUUGGCCGCCUCUAGCCUCGGAACGGAAGGCAGCUCACCCGCCACCGCCGGAGCAUCAAAUCAGCCCAGGUCUGAAAGCUGGGAAUCAGGUCCAGAAAGUGGCGUGAUAGUUUUUUUCAAACACGGUGGGAGAGUGGCGAUCGCCGCGCACCUUUUGGCCGCCUCCCGCCCCGGGCCGGAAGGGACCGAC
Messenger RNA from Amoebophrya sp. A120, 6222 nucleotides. The record is from the annotation of a GenBank genome assembly. NCBI's taxonomy places the organism in Eukaryota, Dinophyceae, Syndiniales, Amoebophryaceae.